AUGUCCGGAUACUCGGGUUAUGUGACGUCCUUGUUCUCAAGCAACUCCUCCAAUCAACAGCCUGCGCAAAACCAGAAUCAAUAUAGUCAACCCUCUUACCAAUCACACAGACAACCUCAUAAUCAAUACAACACCUACAAUCAACCUCAAUCCACCUACAGCAACUCCUCUCUUCCUGCCCAAAACUACCCUACCUCCGCUCAACCAACAACCACAGCCAGCAGCACUAGCAGCUGGACCUCCUCCCUCUCCAGCCGCCUAGCCAACCUUCGGAAAGGCCUGACCGCUUUCUCCUCAGCCGACGAGAAGGACGAUCCUGAUUCUGAAGACUCCAGCCACAUUUCUACCGUCCUGCGCGCAUACUAUAUCGAAAAGGGUCGGCCAUUCCCACCCUGGCUACCUCCCGAUCCGAAACAUCCAUCACCACAACCGGUCAUUCAGCAGCCGCAACAGAGUAAUUACGGGGGAUAUGCUGGAUAUGGUGCGAGCCAAAACGCAUAUGGCCAGCCUACACAACGGGGCUCUAGCGGAGCCAGCAGUGGAGGAGGAGGGGGCCUGACGGAUCUUUUUGGGACCAGCAGCACGAGCCCUACGCCGCCACAGUCGGCAAGCCAAUCUCUGCGCAAUAGGCCAGGCCAGCGACCUGUACCGCAGAGCCUUGGUUCUCACGCAGCCAGUCCACCGCCAGAGCAGCAACAGGCACUCAAUACCCGUCUGUUGCCCAGUCAGAGAGCUGGGAGCUAUCAGCAGCAGCAGCAGCAACAACAGCAGCAACAACAACAAGGUAGUAUUGGGUCAGCGGGGGGCGUUGGAUCAAGAGAUCGCUUGCGAGCACGACUUCAAGGCGGUGGAAGUGGGAGAAAUAGUCCAGUUCCACUUGUAUCACCAAGUGGUGGAGGAAGCUACUCUAGCCAGGGUAGCCAGGGCAGCGGCAGCGGGAGUUACGGACAGAGUGCUUAUGGUGGCACAGGUGCAGGAGGUGCACCAUAUAUCUCAUCGUCACAGCCGUGGUCCAGUGGAGGAAAUGACGGAGCUUUUGGGGGCGGUUAUGGUGGCGGCGGAGGAGGAGCAGGUGGAUACGGAAACGAUCCAGCACCAACACCAGCUCCUGUUAGACGACAACCACCCGGUGGCAUGGGACUACCUAGUGGACCUCGACUGAAGCCUGGAGGCCCGCGAUGA
Endocarpon pusillum Z07020 is the source of this 1182-nucleotide messenger RNA. RefSeq lists its product as uncharacterized. The record is from RefSeq and is a predicted model, not a curated record. The transcript has a single exon. Lineage: Eukaryota; Fungi; Ascomycota; Eurotiomycetes; Verrucariales; Verrucariaceae. Bases 1 to 1182 code for a protein of 393 amino acids.